CGCCUUGCCAUGUUUUCUCCGAGCGCGCGUCCUCCUGCGACGCGUACAUCUUUCAACUGCCAAAAGACCAAGAACCGAAUCGACCUCCUUCUGCUCCGGCCGUCUCCUAGGGUUUCGUCCGCCACAUCUAUCUCCAUCUCGUAGAGCUCGCCGGAGGGGAUUCGACCCCAUGGCAUAUCGGACAUCUCGCGGGAGCCGCGGCCCGAUCGGAUCCUCGACGACGUCGUUCGGCCCUUUGCCAUGGGGACCGUGGGCGGUUUCUUCUACCACUUCAUCAAGGGUUUUUAUCAUCCUCACGGCUACCGACUUGUCGGCGGCCUCCAGGCCGCGCGCAUAAUGCCUACCGCGUCGGCAGCAGUUUCGCCGUCUGGGGCAAGCCUAUACUCCGUCGUCGACUGCUCCUCGGUCUACUUCCGCCAGAGGGAGGAUCCCUUGACCACCAUCCUCGCCGGAGCACCGACCGGCGGCCCGGGCCCCGCCAUAUUUAGCGGCGUCCUCCUCACCUUUGUUGAGGGCCUCACCAUCUUGGCCGCCCGCUUUGUCGACACCAACCAGCCACCCUGGAUCGAAAACCAUCCGGCGUCGGCCGACGGCCGGAGCCGGAGAGGGCUCCUGCAUCAGCUGCGACGGCCGGAGCCGGAGUCGGCAGUGUGGGAUUUCCGGCGACAAUAUCUGCCGCAGGGCUUUUCGGGUGGGAAGAAGCGGGAGGAUGGGAAGAGCGGAGAAAGCAAAACAAAGGUCUUGGAGAGUAUUUGAUACUGCGGUGCGGCAAUCCCCAGCUUUGAGUAUAAUUAGGGUCAGCAUUGCGUUUUUGAUCGAGAAUCUGGGCAUCAUGAAAAGAAUUGGGGACCUGAAAGCAGCACCAAAUCACAGGUUAGUUGCUUCCAUGACCCGCCAAUCACUCUUCGAGAUCUGUAAAUAAUACAGCACAUAUGACUUCUAGGGUCUACUACUAAUUCCCUUGCAGAAGUUUCAGGAGAAGUGGAGGAAAUGAUGGAAAGCGUAUUCUUAAUGCCUAUUAACUUUAGCCUUGAUUGGGAUGUGACGAGGGAUGAAUUCAUAGGUUCUUCCUUUUCUCAGUUUAACCAUGACCAAAUAUUCUUUUAUUUAGGUGGUGGUCUUAUUUAUUAGUUCAUGGUGUUCUUGAAUUGACACAUGGCUUGUGACACAGCGAUACUCUGUAGACUUUGAAGUGUUUAUAGUGACUGUUAAUUUUCAACCUUCUUAUAUUGAAUAAUGAAAUUCAUUGCAUUUGAUGUGAGGACAAA
Messenger RNA from Elaeis guineensis (African oil palm), 1268 nucleotides. The record is from RefSeq and is a predicted model, not a curated record. NCBI's taxonomy places the organism in Eukaryota, Viridiplantae, Streptophyta, Magnoliopsida, Arecales, Arecaceae.